Molecule: messenger RNA, 1491 nt
Organism: Cephus cinctus (wheat stem sawfly)
Lineage: Eukaryota; Metazoa; Arthropoda; Insecta; Hymenoptera; Cephidae
Product: carboxypeptidase B
Exons: 8
Coding region: 63-1337 (424 amino acids)
Biological process (GO): proteolysis
Molecular function (GO): metallocarboxypeptidase activity; zinc ion binding
Source: RefSeq, a predicted model, not a curated record
GAUCUUGAAGAUACAGACACGUAUAAAGGCUGGCUGUGGUAGCAACCCUCAGAAUAAGAAUAAUGCGUUUCUCCUUGGUGCUUCUAGUCGCAUUUGCGGCCGCCGCCGCAGCCAAUGAAGAAAUUCUUCCAUCCCUUCGAGGGAUGCAGGCUAUCAGGAUUAUGGCCGACACCGAAGAGAAGCUCAACCUGGUUAAAUCCUAUGAGGGCGUCCCUGGCUUCGACUUCAUUAAACUGACCGCCAACCUUCAGGAACCUGUGAACGUUCUGGUCACGGCGGAGCAAGCAACUUUCUUCAAGUCGGUUCUAGAGAGAAACGAAAUCGAUUACAACGUCUAUGUGAACAAUGUCUUGGAAAAGGUCGAGGAAGAAAAGAUCGCCAUGGAAUUGGCCAGGAAUUUACCACCUCUGGAGAAAUUCGCAGGCAGAAGUUUUACCUUCACAUCAUUCCCUCGCUAUAAUGUCAUUGUCAGCUACCUCCAAGAUAUCGUUAAAUCAUAUAGCAACGUCGCGACGCUUCUCGACAUUGGAACUUCCUACGAAGGGCGCACCAUCUACGCCAUCAAGAUCAGCAGCGGCAGCAACAACCCUGCCAUUCUGAUAGAUGCUGGCAUCCACGCUCGAGAAUGGGCUGCUCCUGUCACUUCCCUCUAUGUUAUCAAUGAACUGGUUGAAAAUCCGGACCUUUACGCCAAUGUCGACUGGUACAUCAUUCCGACUCUGAAUCCUGAUGGGUAUGAAUACACCUUUACCACGUACCGUCUCUGGAGAAAGACUCGCUCCGUUACCGCUGGCAGUACCUGCCUUGGUGUCGAUGGAAACAGGAACUUUGAACUGCAAUGGAUGCUGACUGGUGCUUCCAGUUCUCCCUGCAGCGAUACCUAUGCUGGAAAGGCACCCUUCUCUGAAGUAGAGACUCAGGCCCUGCGUAACUUUGUUCUAGCAAACAAGGACAGCAUUAAGCUCUACUUGACUUAUCACUCAUACGGAAACUACAUACUCUACCCAUGGGGAUACACUUCUGACCUUCCUGACGACGAGCCGGAACUGCGCUCCUUGGCUGAAGCUGCUGAUGACGCUAUAGCCUCCCUUUACGGAACUCGUUACACCAUUGGAAGUUCCACCAACGUUCUUUACGCUGCGGCUGGAGGCAGUGAUGACUGGGUCAAAGGUAUUGGUGGUGUCGAGUUGUCCUACACAAUUGAACUUCCUGGUGGUGGAUGGUUCGGUUUUGAUUUACCAGCAUCAAGAAUUAUUCCCGUUGGUGCUGAAACAUUCGAGAGUAUCAAGGUGUUCGGCAAAUAUAUCGCUCAAAAGUUCGGUUCCACUAGAAACUAGAAAUACUGUGAACAUUGCUUUGUACAUAUAAAUAUAUACAUAAAAUCCCAAAGAAAACGAAACCUAAUGGCAAACUAAAUGAUUUUUCAUAAAUUUGUUCAAUUUCUUCCCUGGAAAAAAAUAAAAUAAGGAAUAAUGUGAAUCGAGAAACAAA